UGCUAUGACCGUUUUGUCUUUGACUUUGUAAAGAUAUCCGUCUCCGUCUCUUCCUCUGAUUCCUCUCUCUUGUUUUUCACCCUCUCUUUUAAUCUCCAAUCCCUUAGCAUAUCAAAUCUAAAGGAUUUCGUUGAUCUACGCCGUCAGUUUCGGUAUUUUUAGAGGAACUUAGAUUGUUGAUUUGGUUUCAUUUAAUUAUAAUUAAUUGAUUAAUUACUCGAAAAGGAGGUUUUUUUUUUUUUUUUUAUUCUUUCGUUUUUGAAAUGGCUUCGAGUUUUGAUCGGUGGGAGAAAGAUCCUUUCUUCUCUGUGGCUGAAGAAGUUCAGGAAUCUGCUGACAGGAUGGAAUCGACAUAUAGGACAUGGAUAGACGCCAAAAAACCCGAUUCUAGUUCAUGGAAUUUCGAGGAACUUCGUAGGGAUCUGCGUACCGCCCUUAGCACUACCAAAUGGCAGUUAGAGGAGUUUGAAAGGGCUGUCCAAUCAAGUUACAGUCAGUGUUCAAGUGAGGAUGCAAGACAUAGGCAUCGUGAAUUUAUUGUAGCAAUUGAGGAUCAGAUUUUAAAGAUAGAAAAAUCUUUGCAGGAAUCAGCCCAUUCUGAGGGUAAGACAUCAAUGCAUUGGGUGCGUUUGAAUGAGGGUGAAUGCAAUGAACUUGCUUUAUUUUUGUCCGGACCGUCUGCAUCUGUAGACAAGAAACUUCCUCCUAAGAGUCAUGGUAGGGAUAAUGAAAUUCCACGAGGAAUCAAUAAAGAAUCAGUGCCAGAUUGCUUGAAGAAUGCAGGUCAGUCUGUUGAUUGGAGCUCCUCUGAGGCUAAGGACGAGAAGUCACAUGGGCAUAGGAGGACUGCUAGUGCUAGUGCUGACAUUGGUGCUUGGAAGAUUGCAAUUGUUGAUGAUGUUUUACAGCAGAAUUCUUCCAAUGGUCAGCCCUCUAUUCCUCCACGUAAGGUACCAAGCGUCUCUGGUUUCCUAAAUUCCAUGGAAUCUGUAGCCAAGUUGAAGUGGUCAAAGAAUGGAAUCAGGAAGUGUAAGGCAGUAGAUCAUCAACAAGAGUCUGAUACAGAGUUGUUGAGACCUCCACAGUUGGCAACGGGCAGUAACACAUGCAAUGAAAGAACUAGGAGUUGCCUAGAUUGUGAUGAUUGUUAUAAUAAGCAACUUUACGGCUGGUAUGGGGCUAUUCAAAGACAGCUUCAAAGGUCUCAGUAUCAAAUGCAAUAUGGUCGUCCCAUUAAACUAGCAGUUUGGUUUGUCCUCUUACUUUGCUUGAUUGUUUUAAUCGCUUAUCAUAGAAUAUGAAGGACAGAGUAUCUUUGGGCGGCAGUUUAUAUUCAGUGGCUAAUUGUUUGGUCGAAGGUGGUUGAGGAGUAUAUGUUGUGCAGAUUAUGCUGUCGCUGGAUGUUAUACCGAUCCAGGUCUUGGGUGAAGGUAGUAGAACAAAAAGCAAUAGCACCUUUUGUCCCUACUCUUUUCCUUGACCACUUCUUGUCUCUCCGUUCCGAUUGUUACUUUGCAGAUAAAGGGCAGGUCUGUUUGUUCAAUUAAGGAGCCGAGGGAUGACGGAGUUGAACUGAAGCUGUCGGAUCUUGUAAUAUUAUGCUCUUUCUUUUUCAUUUCAGAGAGUACUCUGUAUUAGUACAAAGCCUGUAGCAUUUCAAUCCCCCUUCCUCACCUUAUUUCGUUUUCAAGUUGUAACUAAUUACGAAGUGUAGAAAAGAAGUGGGAAAUUUAAUUUAUCAGACCUCAGUUAUGGAAAGUGUUGAAGUUCCUUGUCUCAUCUCAUUUUUUGCAUGGUUACUAUUGUGUUUGGUAAGAAGAAAAGAGAAAGGAAAUGGUGUGAAAAGAAUGACCGCGUCGCCUCUAUCUUCCUAGUUUCAAGUCACAUACUGAUCUUAUAUCCUGUUAAUUAGAUGCUGCAAAAGUACAUAGCUUAGGAGUUCCAACUUUUUCACCGUUAGCCGUUGAUUCAACUCAUUUAUAUUUCGCUUUGCAAGAGUUUAGCUUUUGAAGUCUAAAACGCAGAAUUUUUUGCUGUAAUAUUUACCAAUUGUCAUGGUAAUUGAAUAUGGUAAUUCUCCUUGCAACAGUCAUCAACUGCGAC
Molecule: messenger RNA, 2103 nt
Organism: Durio zibethinus
Lineage: Eukaryota; Viridiplantae; Streptophyta; Magnoliopsida; Malvales; Malvaceae
Biological process (GO): Golgi vesicle transport
Cellular component (GO): membrane
Source: RefSeq, a predicted model, not a curated record